Molecule: messenger RNA, 693 nt
Organism: Bemisia tabaci
Lineage: Eukaryota; Metazoa; Arthropoda; Insecta; Hemiptera; Aleyrodidae
Source: RefSeq, a predicted model, not a curated record
UCCUAUGAAAUGUACACACUGUGAACAGACAUUAGUUGGACAAUUCUUCCAUUUUGAUGAUUGAUUGUGUAUUUGAUGGUUCUGCGAUUGCUUUAAGAUUAUCGUAGCACCUUCUUGCUCCUCGUGCGUAAAUAUGGUUUUUUGCCUGCAACUACACAAAAGCAAAUGAUAGGUGAAACCAUAGAUAGUAAACCAGUUAAAAAUGGAAAACUACUCGAUCCUUUGCGUAGUUUUAUGCUGUAUAGACAUUUCUUAGGAGGAAGUUUAAUGAUUAUAGUCUACCAUCUCUCAUUUAAUUCUGCUCAAACAUUAGAAGAAACUGUUGUAUUGAAGGAUUUAGAGGAAAAAUUGGAGACGCAAAAAUUUAAAGAAAUCUUUGAUAAGCCACUAGAAAAUACAAUUGAACUCCAAUGGGACCAUGGGAAGUAUAUAGUCAAGGCGGGGGAUAAGGUAGACAUAGAAAAAGUGUACGAGAAGCCAACAAGUGUCAUUUGGGAUGCAGACCUAGAUUAUUACUACACACUCGUGCUUUAUGACUACGAUGCUCCAUUGAGAGUUCACCCACACUUGCGUAGCUUCGUCCAUUGGAUGAUCGGGAAUAUUCCAGAAAAAAACUUGACAGCAGGAACGACUUUUUACGAUUAUUACGGUCUCAAACUUUUCGAAAAAGGAGGUAGGUGAUUUUACAGCAAA